Molecule: messenger RNA, 705 nt
Organism: Brettanomyces bruxellensis
Lineage: Eukaryota; Fungi; Ascomycota; Pichiomycetes; Pichiales; Pichiaceae
Exons: 1
Coding region: 1-705 (234 amino acids)
Source: RefSeq, a predicted model, not a curated record
AUGCCGAACAGAGUGCAAACUGGGCCCAGAUACAACAACACACAGCUUUUCCUUCUGGUAUCAGAUAUAGCAUGCUGCGUGUUAUGGACAGCCGUCAAUGCCCGUUUGUUGGUACUCCUUCCACUAAUCGGCAUCCGAUUUCUUCCUGGAGGCAUUGCCGACUUCUUUCUCACAGUCAAUUUUGGUACCGUACUCAUCGAUUUGUUUGACUAUGUCACUAUAUUCGGAAAAGUAGCUUCUUCAACAGCAUUUUCCGUUCCUCGGCCUAUGCCACUUUUUUUUACGUGUUUAGAACGAUUUAUCACAUCAGCAGUCAUCCUCAGCUACCCACGUUCAGCUCGAUGCAAAGCAUUUGCCACUUUAAUAUACGCGGAAUCGCUUCUUGAGUCUAUCAGAUGCUAUUACAACUUUUAUAAGGUUCGCACGUUUGGACGUCAUCAUCGAAUUCUCAGGGCCAUCAAAAAGCUCAGCUAUACAAUUCUUGUUCCAGUGCAGACUGUGUGUGAGCUCAUUUUGCUAUUCACCGCCUUGCAAUUUGAUUCCUACUACGAUAUUUUGAACGGUUACAGUACCGAGAUCAAAACAACCAUCCGAGUUUUGGCCAUUUUCUAUCUCCCAUGCUUCUAUGCCAUUUACAGGCGCAAGAUCUACGAGUAUUACUACUUGGACUGGAAAAAUAAAGGAAAGCAUGAAAAGCAGACGUGA